Molecule: messenger RNA, 1914 nt
Organism: Chanos chanos (milkfish)
Lineage: Eukaryota; Metazoa; Chordata; Actinopteri; Gonorynchiformes; Chanidae
Gene: znhit2
Product: zinc finger, HIT-type containing 2
Exons: 1
Coding region: 39-1868 (609 amino acids)
Source: RefSeq, a predicted model, not a curated record
UGUCAUGUUGAAUCAGCUCCCUCUUCAUUCAACCUAUAAUGGACCCAGUUGUCAGACGGAAAAUCCCAGCCUGCAUUCGAACUUUGCUUACCGAUAUUGGGCCAAAAGAGGAGCAGACCUGGAAUGACUGGACAGACACGGAGCCUGAAACUUUGAGCAGGGAUGGGAUUGCACUUCCUAAGAGAGGAUCAUCGGAUUCCUCUGAGCUUUUGACUCCGGCUGGUGUAAAAGAAGAGAGUGGAGGGGGCAAUACUGGAGAUGCAGUUUCAUCUAAAAGAGUGUGUGGGCUUUGUUUGUCCAAACCUGCAAGUUACACGUGUCCCAGAUGCAACAUACAGUAUUGCGGACUGGCUUGCUACCGGAGUCCGGAUCACUCCGGAUGCUCUGAGGAGUUCUACAAGGAGUCUGUCUUUCAGGAACUGAAAACCCAGGGCAUGACCGAGAAGGAGGGAAGAGUGAAGAUGCAGGAGAUUCUUCUGAGACUCAGACAGAAUGCAGAGGGGGAAGGAGGGUUUGAGAACGCAUUAAAUGAAGUGGAGGGCACAAGGGGCAGUAGUGGGACACGAGAAGAUGCAGAAGGGUUGGAACUCCUCUCGAGGUUAGCAGAGAUACAAGCCUCUGGGGAAGAGAGGGGGGAGGAGGUGAGGGACAUAUUGAUGAAACUCAAAGAGCUUGGAGAAGGGAGUUUAGGGGAUGAUGAAGAUGAUGAGGAAGAAGAUUUAGCAGAGAAGCUUUCAGGACUUAAUAUUGAUUCUCUUUCAGAGGAAGAACUAUGGGCACUCUUACCUUCUAAGGAUAAGGAAAAAUUUGAGGGGCUGAUAAAGGGAGGAGGAGCUGGAGGUCUCGUUCCUUUGUGGAAUCCUUGGUGGGAGAGACAUGAAAAAACGAAAGAAACUCUUAUCGAAGAGAUUGAACAGGACGGGCACGAUGAAGCGACGGAAAAAGACGACGUCCCUAAAGAUGCAGCAGUGACAGCUCUACGCGACUCAGAGACGUUCAGAAACGACGAGUGUAGAGAGGUGGAAGAGGCAUUAUCGCAUUCAUUAAAAGAAGGAGCGGUCGGCAAUGAAAGCGCCGGUCUGAAAAGGCAGGAAAAACAUGCUGCCGGCGGUGAAGCGGCAAUAAAACAAACCCCGAAGAAGAAGCAGAAGAACAUAAAGAAAGAAGCGGGAGACCGAGCAAAAGGAACAAAGUCUUCCGGUGGUGCUGUGCCCCCCGUAAGUGUCCGCAUCCCACCUCUCUCUACUCUGACAUCGCGUCCAUCCCCCCUCGUGAAAUACAGCCUCGUCAACGCUCUGUACGGAUACACUUUCUCCUUGCGUCUUUUCAACGGCGACCUCUCAGAACCGGAGCACAAACAGGACUUCUGCCAGGCUGUUUUAGCCAUCUCUGAGUCCCUGGGCACCGGUCAAAUUUUCAACACCCUCCACGAAUCGCUUGAGGCUGCAGUGACAGCAGUGUCUGCUCAAGGAUACUUUGACCGAGAAGACCCGGGUGCUCCAGCACGGGCCAUAGAGGCUGUGGCCCAUGUUCUGUCCGGGGAGACCAGACAGGAUCCUGUAGGUUAUUCUCUGGCUGCGUUGUCUCAACUCAGAGAGACUUUAUCCAAGACAAGAGGCUCCAUUCCCAAAGAGGAGGAAGACAGGAGACGGAAAUUUUUCCUGGCUGGGAAGAAGUGUGAAUUUCUUCAGUCGUGGGUAAAAGAAAAUUCUCAGGUGGUGAGAAGUCUGGCAGUAGGACUAUGGAGAGAGCACAAGAGAAGAGAGGGAGAAAGAGGGAUGUUAGAAAGAGAAAAGAGGUAUUUCGAGGAGGGCAGGAACAAAGGAAUAGGCCGUGGAAAUGGAGUGUUAAUAGAAGAGAGAGACUAAAUGGAGUCAAAUGGUGAUGUUUUUACGAGAACGAUCAUCUCAGCUG